Molecule: messenger RNA, 644 nt
Organism: Nicotiana tabacum (common tobacco)
Lineage: Eukaryota; Viridiplantae; Streptophyta; Magnoliopsida; Solanales; Solanaceae
Product: PLAT domain-containing protein 3-like
Molecular function (GO): protein binding
Source: RefSeq, a predicted model, not a curated record
UUUAUUUUAAUUAGACGAAGCCAAGUUUGGGAAAAUCUCAAAAGAAAGAAAGAAAUGAUGACGAAUCGCCACUUCCUCUUUGCUGUUGUUUUCACUUUCUUUCUUUCAGCUGUUGCUGCAGAUUCUUCUGAAGAGUGUGUAUACACAUUGUAUGUUAAAACUGGAUCAAUCAUAAAGGGUGGAACAGACUCCAAAAUCAGCGUUACACUUGGCGAUGCUAAAGGAAAAUCAGUAUAUAUUCCAGAUCUAGAAAAGUGGGGUUUAAUGGGCCCAAAUUAUGAUUACUACGAAAGGGGUAAUGUGGACAUCUUCACUGGUAGAGGCCAAUGUUUGAGCCCACCAAUUUGCAGGCUUAAUGUUACUUCUGAUGGAUCAGGUGACCACCACGGUUGGUUUCUUGAUUUUGUUGAGACUACUUUUACUGGGCCACACAAAACUUGUAGCCAAUCCAUAUUCUAUGUCGAACAAUGGUUGGCUUCUGAUGCUCCUCCCUAUGAGUUAUCAGUUUCUCUUGAUGGUUGUAAAAAGAAGACUGGGCUUCGACAACAUGCUCGGCGUUUUGUUGUGUGAAAGCCCAAUGAGAUGAUUUUGAUGUGUACGCGUUGUCCUGUGUUGAAAUAAAUUUCUUGUUUGUUUAGUUGUCA